This is a messenger RNA of Megalops cyprinoides (Indo-Pacific tarpon), 2339 nucleotides long. Its product is annotated as urocortin-3-like. Gene Ontology annotation, biological process: hormone-mediated signaling pathway; cellular response to nutrient levels; adenylate cyclase-activating G protein-coupled receptor signaling pathway. Gene Ontology annotation, cellular component: extracellular region. Gene Ontology annotation, molecular function: hormone activity; corticotropin-releasing hormone receptor 2 binding. The transcript is spliced from 2 exons. The coding region runs from base 1328 to 1774 and encodes 148 amino acids. The record is from RefSeq and is a predicted model, not a curated record. Lineage: Eukaryota; Metazoa; Chordata; Actinopteri; Elopiformes; Megalopidae.
UUCUGAGCUACCUUGUUUCUUCCUAAUUGCUUUCUUAGUCCACUUCACCGUGGCGUUGGAAGCUGUGUCAAUGGGCAGCUCAUUUCCGCGCGCUGACCCGGCAAUCAGCUGUAACUCAGCCACUCCGAUAAUUCUGACAGGUCAGACCAUUAGCGCCACUUCAGAUGUGAAAAGCUCUACAGCAAACCAAUCUACCACCUGGAGACACGUGUACCGUGUUAAUCUGUGUUUGAUUAAUGAAUAUCCGUGGGGACCUGCAAAGAAAUCACCGUUAUUCAUAUCCAGGAGCGCGAUUAAGAAGGAGGCGGACCGCGCGCGCACACAGGAAGGCCACUGCGCGGUCACGGCAGUAUCGCAAUCUUCACUAAUGCCCCAGCCGCUGUCAGCUACCUUCGUUUUCUUUCUUUUCAUUUUCUUUCCUUUCCUCUCUCUGGUGAUCACUUCAGCUUUAGUUCAUUUUAAUGUCCGUUUCGUUUUUUUUUUUUUUUGAUAUUCUUCUGAAAUCAAACAAUGAACUGAACAGAUAAUCAUUCUAGGGAUUCUACUACAUUUCUGGCCUUUUGCCAUAGUGGUGUAAGUUUCUGUCAGUAUUUUUACUCUAAAUAUUUUAUACAGUCAUUUAGGAUGUUACACAUAAUAGACUAUUCAAUUGAUUUAUCAAUGGUUGAAGUGGAACAAGAUGGCGCUUCAUCUGUAUCCCUAUAAUGCAUAAAUUCCUGUAUUAGCCCACUGUUUAAUUGCAAAUAACUUUUUAACAUCACUGCUGCUAUCAUAUAAAUACAAAAUAUUUGUAUUUAUAUAUCGCUGACGAUCCAUUCAAAAGGCUUGAACUGGCAAGCUGUUUUUAUCCCUCUUCCGGCGCUCGGUCGGCUGCGCGGUCCACCCUGUACUGGGAGCUGUCCGUGGUGCUUAAAUCCCGUGCACUCCGCUUCCAAUUCUCUCAUAAGUACAGGUAUGAGAGGGUUAAAAUUUCUAACGGACGAAUCAUGCGGCAUAGUUUACUCUGAUUUUUUUUUUCACCAACCAAUUUCGACCUCCAUCUGACAUCAGAAACAGAAAAAAAAAUCAAAAUGUGACGUAACCGCGCGUUUACGAAUGAAGUUUAAUGGUACCGUUGUAAAUUAAUUAUAUUUGAAUGAAUUACGAUCUGCUCUCGUGAUCAGAUGGGAUAUAUAGCGAAGAGUAGAGGAAGUGGUCGCUGAAGAAAUUCUCACAACGAAGGAAUUAAAGAGAAUUUUUAUACUUUUCUUUUGCAUUUCCCUGUACGCGCUGUGUAGCACAAACUGCCCAUCGCAACAACGAAACUCUGCAACUAGCGCAGGACAGUAUGAUGUCAUUUAUGAGAAGCCUGCUGGUGUUCGCUGUCUUGUGCGCCCCGACCACCGGGCUCUGCUUCAAACUCUACGAGAGCGAAUCGACGUUGCUGUGUAACAACGAGAUUCUCUCGGAGGCCAGGAAGAGUGAGCUACCGAGCGUCCCGACACCGGACGAACGGGGUUUCCUGUACCUACCAGGAGAUACGCUGUCCUCGGCAGAGUCCCGACAGAAAAGGACGUUUCCCGCUUUGAGCAGCAACUACUUAACCCAGACGCAGCUGAGGGGCAAGAUGUUCCAGAACAGUGCGAAGAAUGACCGGCGGAGCAAGCUGACCCUCUCGCUCGACGUCCCUACGAACAUCAUGAACAUUCUCUUUGACAUCGCCAAGGCCAAACACCUGCGCGCAAAGGCUGAAGACAACGCGCGUUUGAUGGCACAGAUUGGAAAACGGAAGUAGAGAAGGACUUCACUGUAAUUGCGUGAAGUGCAUUGUUGUUAAUUUUGUGCAUUCAUGUUCUGAACUACGCACACAAUUUUAAUAUUCCCGCUUAACAUACAUGAGAAUAUUGAUUUCACAGAGUGCAUGUUGAUGCCUCUCACGAGAGAAUGACUGUAUUACAGCUAUCUCCAUUUGUCCAUUUGCACUGAGAGCAAAAAAUGUGUAAUGUAAAACAACUGAGUAUGAAUUAAAAUUAGCCAUGAUUAAUUGAAGUUGGGUCAGUUACUGGAAGCUAUAGUGUUGGUUUGGAGGGGGCGCUGUGUUCAUACGGUCUGGGCUCCGAACGUUUCUGGUAGCGGGCUGUUGGCAUUGUUCGUUUCUGCCUCGUUCUUAUGUCUGACAGAUCACACAGACAAAACUGUAUGUUUUUGUACAUCACUGGUGUAAUAGUAGGCCUAACACUGAUAGUAAGAGUGAUACUAAUAGUGCUCAUAUCUAACACCAGACUGCUAGCCUAAGUAGACUAGAGAAGGACUAGAUUAAUAACUGCGUACUGACGUGUUCGAGGACAGCUAUCACAACA